UAUUCGUUUAUUAUCGUUGCUGUUUUUUUUUUUUAAUUCUAAAUUUGUUAUGAAAACACCGCCAUGUUCGGUCCGCCGUCGUGAAAGAGUGCGCGUUAGUGAGUGGAAACAAUUGGUAUAGUAUUAAUAAAAUAUAGUGUUUGCCGAUGCGGUGGUGAUAAUGCCGUUGUCGUUCAAGAAGAUCUUCUCGCGCAAACUGCUGUUCAGCCCUUCCAAAGCGAUGGGAAGCACGGCGUCGCAUCACGAACCUCUGGACCGGAUCGGCGGCAACCAGACCGGCUCGUCUUUCCGACGGGCGGCCAGCUGUCGACACAGCAAAUCCAAGAGUGGACGGUCUCCAUCUAAAAUGGAUCGAUUGCGACGGAGUUUUCGAGAUAGCUUCAGACGUCGAAAGGAUCUAGGAAAUCACACGGGAUCGCCAGGCCAUCAUUCUAACCCUAAACCACACUUGUGGGCCAUGGACGAAGCGGAAGUCCGGGCCGGAAUAUGUUCCUUUCAUGUUAAGUAUUUGGGCUGCGUAGAAGUAUUUGAAUCAAGAGGCAUGGAAGUUUGUGAAGAAGCUUUAAAAACUCUUAGGGCAUCACGUCGCAGACCAGUACGAGCAAUAUUCUACAUAUCCGGAGACGGACUGCGUGUUGUAGAAGAAGAAACGAAGGGUUUAAUAGUAGAUCAAACAAUUGAAAAAGUUUCGUUUUGCGCUCCGGACCGAAGUCAUGAAAAGGGCUUUUCCUAUAUAUGUCGAGACGGGCUCACUCGUCGAUGGAUGUGCCAUGGUUUUGUUGCACUUAAAGAAUCGGGUGACCGAUUAAGUCAUGCAGUGGGGUGUGCUUUCCAAGAAUGUCUGAUUAGAAAAAACAAACGUGAAGAAGAGUGCUCAGUAACCAUGACCUAUGAUCAAAAAACGUCUGUUUUCACAAGGACCGGUAGUUUUAGAGCACAAUCUUUAACUGAACAACAGACGGAGCCCAACAUACCAGUUAAUGCACCUCCUCAACCUCCCCCCUUUCUUCAUUCUAAUAGCAAAGAAUUACCAGUUUCAACAGUGAAACCACUACAACAAAAUAUCACGACGCCUAAAAUUAGCACUAAAGCAAUUGAAAGACCUCAUGCGACACUAUCGAUGUUACAACGCCAAGGAUCUUUCCGUGGAUUCUCUCAACUUAACCAAGCCUCGCCUUUUAAAAGGCAGCUGUCACUCAGAAUAUCUGAAUUACCGUCAAACCUAGAAAGGACGAGGUCAAUGAGCUUGCAGCCAACGGGCAAUCUACAGACACCCUCUAAUAAAUUUAUGGAACUUUCCAGUCAAGUAAGCCCAAUUCCGGAAGUAUCACCUCAUAGUGAAAAGUCAAUGUCAACGACAGAUCAAGUCACUGCCAUGUGCCAACAAAUGUCGUUAGAGUUGGCUUUUCUUACAAACAGCACAGACAAUGAUGAUUUUCCAGAGAAAUUUAAGUCAAACGAUUUUGAAAAUACUCCAAAACAAGGUCCAAUUACUGGGAGUGAAGCGUUUCUGGCAAGUAUUUCAAAAAAGUCAUCUUUCCCUCACACUCAAAGUAACCCGUCUACACCAAAACCAGAGUGUCGAAUCAGCCCUCAACAAGACGAAGGCUUUGAUUCUGGCUCCAGUCUGUGGAACCUAAACAACAAAGCAGUUACUCCACCGACUCCACCUGCUACUCCUCCUUCUUCGUUACCGAGACCAGAACAGUGGUUAGGUAAAGUAGCUGCUGUAACUUUGCAAUCAACAGAACCACAAGUGACACCCAAAAGACAUCCCCACUUAGCAGCACAUAGCCGUGCGUAUUCUCUGGACACUGCUGAAGACGUUUACCGCUCUAAAUAUAACAGUAUGUCUGCUAAUCCUUUUGAUCCCAACUACAUUGCCCCAAAACAAAACACUAACCCGUUUUUAAGUAGUCCAAUAGCAGCGGGUCAAAACAAAACUGUGAAAACGUUUGAAGUUCAAAUGUGAUACAAUUAUGUUGUAUUUCUGACGAUGAGUUAAUUUAUAUUUUAAAAGACUACCUAUAUUGGACGUAAUGGAAUAAUUGUUUAUUGAAAAUAUCUUUAUACUUUGCAUAGUUUUUGGUUAAAAAUAUGUACUUCAUUUUAAUUGAAUCUAAAAGCGUGCAAUGAUCUUCAAAACAUUUACUACAAUACUUAAUAUUUAAUUUAAUUUUAAAAAAUAUAAAAAAACGCAGAAAAACUUAAGUUCUUCUCGGUAGUUAGAUAAAUUUAAUAAUUUACAAACUUUUAAAGUAUAUCUAUUUAAAAGUUUACUCAACUCAAGAGUAUUGACAACUAUUCUUCUUCUUAAACAAAAAAUUUAUUAAUGUCAACCACCAUCUAUUAAAACUUUAAGUUGCGUACUUAAUAAGGCGAAAAUUUCACUUUUGCCUUGUUCUAGCAAUAGUUUAAAAAAUAGUUGGCCAAUUAAAAUAUUAAAUAGUUUUAUAAAAACAAAUGCAACGUCUUCAAAUCAAUAUUUUGAAGAACAUGGCAUGUUUUGAUAUUUUUAAUGUACAUCUAUAUGAAGUAUUACGGUACAUACCUAAAUAGUGAUUUAUACGUUAUCGUAACUCAUACAUAUCAAUAUUUUUUUAAUGUUUAAAUAUUAAGAUUCAUGCAAUGUUUAAUACUAUCAAUGGUAUGCUUACAGUUAAGGGUACUCACGAAUUUUGAUAUAACGUAGUCAAUGAUUUAUCUAUAAAUUGUUGUUCUCGGCCUUAUUGUAGAACACAUUAAUUUAAUCACUAGAACACUUAGUACAAUACAAUUAUUUUCACAUUAAAUAACUAUAAAGGGAGAAAAUGUUUUAGAACAUAUUAUAUUUACAUACAUAUUAUAGCAAUGUAAAGAUUAUAACAAAUUAGUGUUUCUUCGAAAAUUGUAUAAUUGAUUUUGUUAUUGUGUUCUUGAGAACUAAAGAUACCAUUAACUAUUUCACCGACAAUGAUGAACCAAAAUUGUAUGUGUAACAUGAUACAUAAAAAAAUCAAAAAUUAUGUACUUAUUCUUCUCUGCUCCUGUUAGAUUGAAAAAAAUAUUAUCUCUUGAUGAUCGUUUUCCUAGCACUAAUUAUAGAGAUAAAUAAAUGUUGUACAUUUAUACUAUACCACUUAAAAAUUGAUUCCAUUUUUCUUUACACGUAUUAUUAAAUAUUUUCUUCUAUCCUUUCGCUUACGGUAUUACAGUACUUAUACAUAUGUAUAUAUGUAUUUACACACACAUUAACGUCUGACCGUCUUUCGUAGACAUUUGAGUUUAGCCCAUUCCAAAAAUUGUAUAACACGGUUGUUAAUACAAUCAUAUAGCUGCAUAUACUGAUAAGGAUUGCGUGCGUGUUCUGUGAUAUUUGUGUAUUCAAUAGUCUGUCUUUAUUAUUAUAUAUACAUAUACAUAUAUAUAUUUUUUUUCUAUUGGUACACAACAAUGUUUAUUAUUAUUAUUAUUAUUAAAUGUAUUAUACCUGUAUGUAUUAACAGUAAAUUUGCACUCGCUGCUGUUUGGAACUACAUGUAGUUCCGCAAAGGUAUUAUUAAUUUGUAUUUAAAUACAUAUAACUAAAUAAAAUAAAUAUAUAUAUAAUUAUAGGUUUUUAGUAAUUAGUAGUUUCGACGGUUAUUAUCAUUUUAAUUUAGUUGUUAAAUAGUAUACUUACAUAAUAUAAUAAUUUGUUAGAAUAGUUUGUAUCAUAAUUAUAUUUUCUUAAACAUUAUAUUUGAUACCUUAUACAUACCCUCAUAUGAUCGAUUGUAAUAUGUUUGUAAAAAGUAUUAUUUAUGUAGAUUCAGAACAAUUAACGUUGAUUGUGUGCCAAUUUGUACCUAUUUUAGUAAUGUUGGUGUGCGAUUAUAUUGUUUUUAAACUCCAAUUUCACUAGCGGGGCGGGGGCUCUUUACUAUGAUGGCACAUGAAUAAAUAUUUAUAGUUUGGGGGAUAUUAGUAUUAUAUUGUUGUUGUUGUUGUUGACGAUGAUUAUGAUAAUAGUUGGCAGCCAUUGAGUGUUUCAUAUAAAUGCCUAACAGACAGUAUUGUUCUUUUUUUAUUAUUAUUAUAAAAAUGGCUAAGUGCAAUUCAUUUUUACAAGUAUUGUAUUUCCACCCACAUUAAAAAACUUAACUAUUCAAUAUUAAAAAAAAAAAUCUACGCACAAA
This is a messenger RNA of Adelges cooleyi (spruce gall adelgid), 4157 nucleotides long. RefSeq names its product protein numb (gene numb). The record is from RefSeq and is a predicted model, not a curated record. Bases 161 to 1972 code for a protein of 603 amino acids. Lineage: Eukaryota; Metazoa; Arthropoda; Insecta; Hemiptera; Adelgidae. The transcript is spliced from 9 exons.